Porites evermanni is the source of this 891-nucleotide messenger RNA. The record is from the annotation of a GenBank genome assembly. Lineage: Eukaryota; Metazoa; Cnidaria; Anthozoa; Scleractinia; Poritidae.
AUGAUUUUUUCUCUAUCUGAGUGCAUCAUCUGGGUCUCCUUAUUCACUGCCGAGUUUAUCGCUAUAGUAACAGUGAACCUUCUCUCCAUCAUUCUUUUUAUAAAGAACAGAAGCCUUCGCACUCGCAGCAUGCACUUAGUUAUAAGCUUAACCGUGGCUGACAUGUUGGUUGGAGCCCUUUCCGGGGGAGUUAGUCGGUUAUUGGGUAUCCUUCAGGAUUGCCGCGUUGUAAAAUUUAAUUUAGCACACUGGGAAAACGACAUUUUAUACUUAGUUCUUCUCCUUUUCUUUCCUCUUGUCUCCCUGACAAACAUUGCUAUGAUUUCUUUAGAGCGAUUUCACGCCACGUUUCGACCAUUUAGGCAUCGGCUUAUCAAGAGAUGGGUCUACGUGGUGGCAAUUGCUGUUGUCUGGAUUUUUCCUGCAGUCAUUCGGGUGGUAGGAAUGCUUUAUGAGACGAGAUACAUGUAUAAUCACCUUUACUUGUUGGAAUCAUACUGCUGUUUGUGUUUACUUGUUACCUUUGUUUCUUACACGUCCAUUUUUUUCAAGUCUCGUUUUGGAGCUCAUCCUCAGCGCCAUUGUGCAGCUGCUUUAAGACAAAGAAAACUGACCGUCACGUUGUUUAUAACAACUUUAGUGUCUUUACUGCUAUGGCUACCAUACAAUAUCAGUGUUUUCCUUGAAUCGACACAUGCUAUAAUUCUUGAUUCCCUUUCUUUCUCAGAAUAUUUUCGUUUGAAUUAUUCAUUAAUUUUUUGGUUUUUUGCAAACUCCCUUGUAAAUCCCAUUUUAUACACAAUCAGGAUGUCAGACUUUCAAAAAGCUCUCCUCUCAUUGUUCAGACGUCAUCAAAGAGAAAAUGCUGCUAUCCCGCUAAAUCGUUAUUAA